UUUUGACAGUAAACUAGGACAGAUCGGUUGGGUGUUUAACAAGAUAUAUAACAUUUGAUUGAUCAACAUUUACAGUGAAGCUUUUACACAUUUACAACGGAAGAAUCUCAAGAAUAAUUCCGAAAUGAGUGAUACAGAACCAUUACUGUCAAAUGAUGAUUCCAAUAUGUCAAUUUACUCAACAUUUUCAUCAAUGUCUGAGGUAAGGAUUAUUUUGAUGGGUAAGACUGGAGCAGGGAAGAGUGCGACAGGAAACACCAUCUUGGGACAGGGAGCGUUUCUGGCAGAGGCUUCACCUGAACAAGUUACAAGCAGGCCCAGCAAAGGAUUUGCAAAUCAAGGAGGAAGAAUGAUCUCUGUGAUUGACAUGCCAGGUUUCUGUGGAUCAUUGACUAAAGAAGACAUGAAGACACAGACAAAGAAGUGUGUUGAUCUGUCUGUUCCUGGUCCUCAUGUGUUUCUGCUGGUGAUCAGUGUGGGUGUGAGAUACACGGAGGAGGACGUGAAUACAGUAAAACUGAUUCAGGAGAACUUUGGAGAAGGUGCUACACGUUACACCAUUGUUCUGUUCACUCACACCGAUCAGCUGAAACGUAAAACUUUGCAACAAUAUGUAGGAGAAAGCCAACAUCUAAAGAAACUUACCAACAGCUGUGGUGGCGGAUAUCAUGCAUUCAACAAUGAAGACAUGAUGAACCGCACUCAGGUCACUGAACUGAUGAAGAAGAUUGACAAAAUGAUAGCGGGAAAUGGAGGAGACCAUUACACUAAUGAAAUGUUUGAAGAAGUUCAAAAAAACAUAAUAGCAGAAGAGAAGAAAAAAACGGUAGAAAAGAUUAUAGAAAAGGCAAAAGAUGUUGCAGCUGGAGUUGGAUCAGCUGUAGGAACAGGAGCAGCAGUAGCAGGAGGUAUUGUACUGGUAGCAACAGACGCCGUGCUUUUACCUGUAGUUUUAAUUGGAGCUGGAGCUGCUGCUGCAGGAAUGGGCGCGACACAUGCUGUGAAAAAAUUUAAACAAACCAGAAAGAAAACUGAUUAGUUAUUCCUAUUAGUUUUUGUUAUUGUUUUAUUAUUUUAGUUUAAGUCUGAACAUAUCCACACAGGUAUAAUAUAAUAUUUCCAGCAAUUUUAUUAUUUGACUAAUUGCUUAUUAUUAAUUGUUAUGAGCACAGUAAAUGAUUUUGCUCCAAGGUUGCUCUCCUGUGUGUGUUGUAAUUAAUAAGGAGGCAUUUAAAUGAAUCAAACAUAACCUUAAAGGAACACGUAAUGUCAUUGCGCCUGCUGCACCCAUGGUACGGCAGCAAACUUCCUUGAUUAUUACGCCGGAAUGAGAGUAUAGUUCCUAGCCAUAUCGGCCUAGAAAAUAGCAAAUUUUCAUUUUCCG
Megalobrama amblycephala (Wuchang bream) is the source of this 1384-nucleotide messenger RNA. RefSeq names its product GTPase IMAP family member 9-like. The record is from RefSeq and is a predicted model, not a curated record. Gene Ontology annotation, molecular function: GTP binding. The coding region runs from base 125 to 1039 and encodes 304 amino acids. NCBI's taxonomy places the organism in Eukaryota, Metazoa, Chordata, Actinopteri, Cypriniformes, Xenocyprididae. The transcript has 3 exons.